AUGUGCAGCCACGCUGGCAAAGGGUACUCGCCAUACGGCCCACCCCCACCCCAAGGACCGACAAAUGGUAGCGUGGAGGCCACAAAUCUCGAUGAUGCUGCCAAGGCAAGCAACAAGCAAGCUGAACCCACCCCAGGGGAGAAACGGGUGCCCGAAAAUGUUGAUGAUGCUGCCUUGCCGGAUAGCCAGCAAGGCGAGGCAUUGAGGAAAGAUGGCCCACCCCCGCGGAAGACAAGGGCACGCGAAAAUGUCGAUGAUGCUGCCUUGGUGGAUAAUGAGCGAGGCGAGGCACUGAGGAAAGGGUACACAUUGGUGGACAUUUUUCGUGAGGCGAUGGACAGCCCAGAGCCACAGUGGAGACAGCCAAUGCCCCCCAGAAGUUUGAAUUUGCAACCUAACAUUGCACAAAAGCUUGUGCAAGAAGUGGACGAUAAGACUGCUGUUCCGAGGGCAUCUGGCAACCACAUGUGUGGGGUGGAGGAAAGGGAUGCCCUGCCUUGGUCGCUUGAUACUGAGGACUACUACGCCUUGACCUGGACUCCGAGUCCUCCUGAGACCCCUAGUGAUAUAGGGUGGGACAAUGAUAUGGGGUGGGGGAAUGUUCUGCUGGUUCCAUCUGACAGUGAAUCGUCGGAACCAAGGUGGCUGUAUUGA
Ostreobium quekettii is the source of this 654-nucleotide messenger RNA. Lineage: Eukaryota; Viridiplantae; Chlorophyta; Ulvophyceae; Bryopsidales; Ostreobiaceae. The record is from the annotation of a GenBank genome assembly.